This is a messenger RNA of Theobroma cacao (cacao), 1177 nucleotides long. RefSeq names its product NIFU-like protein 2 (gene NFU2). Lineage: Eukaryota; Viridiplantae; Streptophyta; Magnoliopsida; Malvales; Malvaceae. Gene Ontology annotation, biological process: iron-sulfur cluster assembly. Gene Ontology annotation, cellular component: chloroplast stroma; mitochondrion. The record is from RefSeq and is a predicted model, not a curated record. Gene Ontology annotation, molecular function: iron-sulfur cluster binding; iron ion binding.
GCUAACUAGAUGCUGAGCUAAGGGCUCUUGUCAGCUUGCGCUUGGAGGACCGAAAAGCUUCAAAUAUCCCCCACCGCACAAUCACCGCAAACAUAAAAUUCAUUCCUAGAUUCCAGCCAAACAUCAUCUGAAACUCGUUCAAACUAGAAAUCCACCAGGAAAAUUUUUGAAGUUUAGAAACGAAAGGAGUGAUCAAUCGCAAAUUUGUUUUGAUUACUUAUCAGCUUUAUCCGUCCAAAUCAAAUAUUUUUUGAUUGAUUUGGAGAUGCAAGCCGUGGUUGUUAGUCCAACAUAUUGCUGCAGGGCCCAUCAAACCCUAGAACCUUCCUGCUCUCGUCCCACGACUACCAAGCCCUCGAGCUUCUUUGGCACCAGAGUUUCUCUCGCGAAGGGGCGUAAUCCGGCGCGGCGCAGUUCAUGGCGUUGUGUGCGGAUUCGAUCACCUGCUCUCACGCGGAGGACAGUUGUCAAGGCUGUAGCUACUCCUGAUUCAGCCUUGGAAUUGCCACUAACAGCAGAGAAUGUCGAAAGUGUGUUGGAUGAAGUUCGACCAUAUCUCAUUGCUGAUGGGGGGAAUGUGGCAUUACAUGAGAUUGAUGGCAAUGUUGUAAGGUUGAAGCUACAAGGAGCGUGUGGCUCCUGUCCGAGUUCUGUUAUGACAAUGAAGAUGGGUAUUGAGAAACGUUUAAUGGAAAAGAUACCUGAAAUUGUUGCAGUGGAACCGAUAACUGAUGAAGAAACUGGCCUUGAGCUGAAUGAAGAAAAUAUUGAGAUGGUGCUUGAAGAAAUUAGGCCCUACCUUGUCGGGGCAGCGGGUGGUUCUCUUGAAUUAGUUGCCAUUGAGGAGCCAAUAGUGAAAGUUCGAAUCACGGGUCCAGCAGCAGGGGUCAUGACAGUUAGAGUGGCUGUUACCCAGAAAUUGCGAGAGAAAAUUCCAGCCAUAGCCGCUGUUCAACUUCUAUAACUUGCAUUCAAGUUCUCAUUAACGAUAUUGCUCUCAAAGAAAAACCUGUAUGAAUAGUGGAAUCCUGGUGUAUAGUUUCUGAUAUAUAUAUUUAGUUGGAUGCCAGUGUUAAAAUAAAAGUUUUCAGAAUUCUGUUACAGGAAUAUAGGAUGAAAUGAUGAAAACCAUUUUUGUCUGAAUAUCGGACUCUCGGUACCCAGUUUCUAUUUUUAA